CGAAUUCGCACAGAAUCUGGAUACCAAUGUAAUUUGCUGGUACGGCUGUUUGUAGCGGUCGGAACAGACUAACCUUGCGAAGCUAACGAAAUGCUAACACUAGCCUGGGGUGAAUUUCGAGUCAUCUGACAAAACAAACCAGCAGGAUUCAAACUUAAUCCACAAUGAACCUGGAACGACUGCCAAAUGAGGAGAAGCUCAGCCUAUGCAGAAAAUAUUACUUAGGUGGCUUUGCAUUUCUCCCGUUCCUGUGGCUGGUCAAUGUUGUUUGGUUUUUUCGGGAGGCCUUUGUAAAGCCAACCUACACUGAACAGCUCCAGAUAAAAACGUACGUGAAGCGAUCAGCACUGGGGCUGCUGUUAUGGGUUACAGUACUCACCACAUGGAUUACUAUUUUCCAGCACUUCAGAGCAGAGUGGGGGGAGGUGGGAGAUUACCUCUCCUUUACAAUUCCACUGGGCAUUCCAUGAGACAUUUUUUGAUGACAGGUCUCUUGAAAAUAACUAAUGAUCCACAAUAAAGGACCAAAUAUGUUCCUCCUUUAACUACAGUGAAAAGAAUUGGUGAUGUAUGGGUCUCGGGAGCUAAAUUCAUUAGCUGCACCCAAAACUAUUUUUACUUGUGUAUGAAUGACAAAUAAAAAAAAAAUUUAAAAUACA
Micropterus dolomieu (smallmouth bass) is the source of this 659-nucleotide messenger RNA. RefSeq names its product presenilin enhancer, gamma-secretase subunit (gene psenen). NCBI's taxonomy places the organism in Eukaryota, Metazoa, Chordata, Actinopteri, Centrarchiformes, Centrarchidae. The transcript has 4 exons. The record is from RefSeq and is a predicted model, not a curated record. Gene Ontology annotation, cellular component: gamma-secretase complex. Bases 165 to 470 code for a protein of 101 amino acids. Gene Ontology annotation, biological process: Notch receptor processing.